Messenger RNA from Petromyzon marinus (sea lamprey), 6072 nucleotides. It is a transcript of the gene LEMD3, whose product is annotated as LEM domain containing 3. Gene Ontology annotation, biological process: negative regulation of BMP signaling pathway; nuclear envelope organization. NCBI's taxonomy places the organism in Eukaryota, Metazoa, Chordata, Hyperoartia, Petromyzontiformes, Petromyzontidae. Gene Ontology annotation, molecular function: chromatin DNA binding. The record is from RefSeq and is a predicted model, not a curated record.
CCCCCAUGAGAGUAAGAAGAAGAUGGCGGCGCGGGUGAGGGACGGCGUCUCGCCUCGCUCCGCCGUCGCCUCCACGCGGCUGCCCGCACGCAGCAGGCUCGGCAGGCGGUCCAAGGACGGAGACGGAGGAGGAGGCAGCGGCGGCGGUGGCGGCGGCUUCGAUCAACGCGACGACGAUAAGGAGAGGGAGAGCCGAGUUCAGCAGCAGCAGCGUCACCUCCACCCUGAGCAGCAGCAGCAGCAGCAGGCGAGGUCGGUAGGGAGGCCGCGAAGUCGGCGGAUCGGCGUGGGCUUCAGCUCGGACGAGAGCGAGGGCGAGGCGAUUGUGUCGCACCACCACCAUCGCCACCACCAUCAUCAUCAUCCCGUGUCCCCGUUCCCAUCCAUUCCGCACCCACCGCCGCCGCCGCCGUCUCCUCACUCCCCUCCUCGCUACCAACAUUCACCACCUUCUCCUCGCACGGCCGCACUCAACAACGGCCUCAAGCGCGACUCUCCGCGGUUCAAGGCCCCGGCCUUGCCGAGCCCCAAUGGCCGAGGAGGGGCCAAGCUUGUGCCGCUGCAGCCUGGCGGCGCGGCCCUCGAGCACAGCCGAGGAGGCGAAGGAGGCGCCAAUGGGAACAGCAGCAGCGGUAGCAGCAGCGGCAGCGAGGGAUAUUCGGCAUCCGACGGCGAGGACGACGAGGGGAGGAACCCCACUGGUGCCGCGAGGUUGCACGGGGACUCGAGGAGGCAUCAACACCCUCGCCACCAGCACCACCAUCAGAAGCAGCAGCAGCAGCAUCAACACCACCGGUUGCAGAGGCAGCAGCAGCAGCAACAGCAGCAGGCUGUGGGCAGAGGGCUCGUCAAGUCCUCGCCGGGCGUUGCGGACUCAGUCGUCCAGCAGAAUCCGAGCGAGAAGUUGUUUGGGGCGCGUUACGUAGCUGAUGGAACAAACGGCGGUGGAACUGGACGUGGUGUUGCAGUUGAUGGCGUUGCUUGCGACGGAGUGGUGGCUGGUGGCGACGGUGGUGGUGGUGGUGAUCGUGCCACCAAGCAGGGUGACCAUCACGGCAACUGCGUGGUGCGAAACCGGCAGGUUGCGGGGUCAAGCGAGACCCACGCACCCAUGGUCACCACCACCACCUCAACCUCGUCUUCGUCGUCGUCGUCUACCACAACCACCACCACCCCGGACGCCAACCACUCUGGCACCAACCACACGCGAGCGAGACGCGGCUCGGAGACUGAGCGGGAGCUGCUUCGCCAGUUCAAGGUGGAGGAGGGCGAGGCGGUGACCCGCCGGCGAGCCUUCUGUGCCCAGUACCUGUCCAUGCUGCUCCUGCUGAGCACAGCUCUCUUCUUCCUGUGCCUCGCGUUCGUCUACGUGAACAUCAGGACGGCGAGCGAGCGUCAGGGCAACGCCACAUCAAGCAGUGCUUGCUGUAACCAUUCUGCCUUGGACGAUGGCCCUGAGUGGCAGAUCCUCAGCAAACUCUACGAUCAUCUGGCCACCAUCGCCGGUGACCUGGACUGCGGGGACCACGUUCACAUCAAGAGUCGCAGGAUUUCGUUUGUAGAUGCAUACGCGUUCAUCACGUCGACAUCCCCAUUGGUCAACGAGUCGAUGUUCAACGCUUCACUCCAGACGAUCAUCGGGAGCGAAGCCGACCUCGGCAUUCGGUUGCUUGGUGAGGACACGGAGCAGGAGGUCGCGAACCUCGUGGACGUUCGAUACCUCGAGUCGACGCACCCGCAGAGGUCCUUCAUCUGCCGCCUGCGCAGGGCCUUCCUCACAGUGCUGCACAAGAUGUUCAUCGUGUUUGCAGGUGUAGGGAUUGUGCUGGGCGUGCUGGCCUACAUGAAGUAUCGCUGGCGCAAGGAGGAGGAAGAGACCAGAAACAUGUAUGACCUGGUCGAGAGAAUCAUCGACAUGCUGCGGAGCCACAGCGAGAACUGCGUGGAGAACAAAUCCCUGCAACCCGUGUUGCCUCUUCCCCACGUCAGGGACACGCUCAUUCCGCUGCAGGAGAGGCGGAGGAUGGGCCGGGUCUGGCGCCGCGCCGUGGCGUUCAUCGCCGCCAACGAAUCGCGCGUGCGCACGGAGCGGCAGCACAUGGCCGGCGAGGACUGCGAGGUCUGGCGCUGGACGCAGGCCGCGGCCACGGCUCCGCCGCCAGGGAAGCUGCCCGCCAAGAUCUGGCAGGGCAAGGCCUUCCACCUGGAUCGGAGGAACUCCCCACUGCACAGCCUCACUCCCUGCCUCAAGAUACGCAACAUGUUUGACCCAGACAUGGAAAUUGGGGAGAAAUGGCACCUGUCAAUCCACGAUGCCAUCAUGGAGAAGUGCCACGACAACGGUGGCAUCGUCCACAUUGAGGUGGACAAGACCUCGCAUGAGGGCUGCGUGUACGUCAAGUGCCUUUCGCCUGAGCAUGCUGGGAAGGCAUUCAAAUCGUUGCACGGAUCGUGGUUUGACGGCAAGCUGGUGACGGUGAAGUACCUGUGGUUGGAGCGGUACCACCAGCGGUUUCCGCACGCCGUCACCAGCAACAUCCCCAUGCAGCCGUCGAACCGAGCGGCAAACGCGGCCCCCUCCUCCUCCCCCGGCUGCCAAGUGGAGAGGCACGGCGACAAGACAAUCUAAAAAUCACGCUGCUUCCUCACCGCAACACCUCGAGGCCCCCUCGCCUUCUUCAAACUGGCCUUGCCUGCCUCAAGUUCUCUCUCCUUCCUUGACCGUCCCCUGCUACCCGCCGCGCCAACACUCCACUCCACUCCCCCCCCCCCUUUCCCCACCACGCUCCCUUUUUACGCAUGGGAGAAAUCACCCGUUGAGUCGGCGUUGAUCUCAGACGAUCGCUUGAUGCCUCGUUUUUCUGUUCCAUUUAUCCCUCCUACGGCUCGACUUUUUGUGUUUGACCCUUUGGACUACUGCCUGCGAGUGCCCGUAUGUACGCUGCUAUUCUGUCAAAGUGCAGUAUUACUAAUGGGGGUGGGGGGGGGUUUGGCAUAUGCUUCUUGUUGUAGGACCCUUGAAUCCACUCUGGUCUACAGAUUCCAAUCCCAUCUGAAAAAUGUGCAUUUAAAAAAAAGCCAUUUUUACAAUAAACUUAAUUGAACUCAAUUUUCUUUUACUUUUUUAUGUAAGAAGUAGCGUCAACCUUUUUUACAUGCGAGAAAAAAAUUACAAAAAUCUUUUAAACAAUAAGUCUGAUGUUUUCUUAACGAAUACUGCAAAUUGCGGUGUUCCGUUAAAUAUUUUUUACCUUGUAUAUUUUGUCGCAAAGGCCUCCUUGAAAGCCGUGGCACCCCCGGUGGAUUGUUUCGCCAUGUCCCCGUGUGAGCCGCAGCGCUGCUUGAUCACCGUGGGUCCACGGUGGGAGACGCGUUGUGUAACCGCCACGGCCUCCCUCUCUCGCUGGCAUUCGUUUGCACAAUAACGCCGGGGGGUCUUGCCUCUCCGCCUCCCCACAGGGGAUUUCCAGGCUAAAUUCCUCGCACCCCCGCCACGGUCUGCCUUUUACAAUCGCCGAGCGAGAGACGCUUGCUGUCCGCCUUGUUGACUGGGGUCGGAUCGCUCUGGACACCAUGCUGUGUGUGCAAAAACACCCAAGUGUUUUGCAGUGCUGUGUGCGCUGGCCACCGGAAAGUAAAGCAAAUAGGUUGCGAACAGGGUGAUCCAUUUUAUCGACUGACCUGAGCUCGCGCGUGAUUAAAUGUGGUGUAAACAAGUCACACCCGCUACGUUGGACAGAGUGCAUCGGGCGGGCAUUGGUGAUGUAAUGGGUUGAAUGAGAUUGUUAGGAGACAUGCAGGACGCUUCAAAAUGAAGUUGUGCUCUCCUUAUAGUUUUUCGCUUAUUUAAGCGGAGUACCGGUAAGUGGAUCGCCCAUGUAUUUCUCUUUCGGAGGACGAGAGUGUGUGCAGGUUGUUGCCAAGCGUGCCCCCCCCCCAACCCCCAUGUCCGCUCGCGUGCAAGUGAGGAAUUGGUCGAAACUUCUCAAUUGCGGGACCCUCCUCCUGAGAGAGUCCCCGAGGCUCGGCCACGACUUCCUUGGAUUCCAAAAAAAUACAACGCUCUUCUGUACAACGCGAAAUUGUCGUUUUAUGACGUGUUCAGUCUGUUGAAGCGAGACGAAACAAACCUUGGGGCUGUGGUGGGGAAUGAGCACAGGAGCUUGAGGAUCCCCCGGCACACAGGGUGUUUUAAAAUUCGUACUGCAAGCAAGAUACGGCGAGUCACCUAAGCUCCCGUAUUACAAUUUGUUCCUGACGGUCCACUCUUGGUGUUGCGUUUGCGAUGGAUUCGUUUAUUUUAGUUUUAUAUCUAUAUUUUCCUACCUAAUCGCAUAUAUUGAUUUUCGUGUUUUUUUUGGGACCUGUUAAUAGGUUGUUUGUAUUGGAUGCUACCUGCGUUAGGAGAGUGGGGGGGGGGGUGUUACAAAUAUUUUAAGUGGGUGCAUCUCCCGAGUGUAAAUGCAAACUGUACAUUUUAUUUUUCCGUCGGGUUAUUUUGCAAAGAUGUAAAGUUGUAAUGGUGAUGCUUCGUUUGCGUGCGCGCCUGUUGGGUGGCGAUGUUGGUCCGGGGCAGACCGCGAUUCCCCCAUCCGGAAGCGCACUCGAAUCUCACAAAAUUGUAUGAAACUCUUGAAACUGCUGAGCAACAAUUGCGCAAAGUGUGAAUUGAACAAUUUUUUUUUUAAAGGUCUCGUUUUUUGUACAGGUUCGGUGUUUUAUUUUAAAGCGUUUUUUGUAACGACAGUGCUGAGAUUGCAAUUCCAUUAAAGCCAUUUUGUGACUGAAACCAUUAUAAAAUGCGUAAUUGCAAGGGGCACUUGCUUUUUUUUUAAACAAAUGAAUUGGACUUUGUACAUUUUUAAACCUUUUUAUUAUUAUUAAUGCAUUUCUAUUUAAACAUUUUGCCAUUUGCUUCAUUUCUAUUGCUGUGCACUUGAAUGCAUUUGCAUUGCCGUCAAGAAGUGGCCGCAUCGCAAGAGUUUCCGUUGGAGCCGUGGUUCCGUUCACAAUCGCGGUGCUUCUACGAAUACAACAAACAAAAAAACCACCACGUGACCCCUUGACCCACCAUUGCUCACGACCUCUUCUCGGGCUCUUGCAAAAAUAUUUGGCCCAAAAAAAAUCUGACCUCCAUUUCCAGCAUCUGUUUACAAAACGGGCCCUGUGAAACAACCUUGUACUGAUAAUGUUAUGUGGUGCUUGGGUUUGGACAGCACAGUAUAUUCCAGGCUCAAUUGUGUCUCCAAUCCCCUAUUUACACUGCAGAAAAACCGCUUAGAUGUCCCAGUUUAUUUCUUUUUUUAAAGUGCGCUUUUGUUCACCAAUCACCUAAAGCCGGUUGUGGAAACGUUGACGUCCCUAUUGCAUUCGCAUGAUUAUAGCCUUCUGUUGACAGCUAAGCAGCUCCCUGUUAUAUUUUUCUUUAAAAAUGUAUUUCCAAAGUAUUACAGCAAUACCACCGCAUUGCGUACGUGUACCUAAAGUGCAAAGACAUUAUUAGACAGUGUUACCCAGCUUGCGUACUGGCGAUGCAUAUCUUGUUGGUGUGCCUUAACUACAAAAAGAAACUGCAUUUCAUGCUUGAAGAGGCUGCUGUUUGAAUGUUGUUGCACGGCGUUUUUUUUUAAUAGGGGUGGUGGUGGUGGGGGGGGGGGAUUCACGCGUAAAGUCAUGUCGGUGUGUCUGACGUGUGUGUUCCUAUAUUACAAACAAUAAAAAGGUGCUUUUUAUUUUAAACACACGUGCGUGCACGCACGAGUGCAUGUGGCGCGUCAGUUCGCGCGCGCGCGCUCUUCGUGCCGGGGACGGGGAUUUGCGUUCACCUCGCUCCCUCGUUCGCGCACGUUUUGGAACACGGUUCGAUUUAAAUUCCGUGAACUGGUGUGAGUUUGGGGUUGGUUUGGCUUUUGGUUGUGGUGGCGGUGGAGUGCGCUCGGAACACGAGAGGAUGCGUUGCGGCCGCUCGCCCCGCGUGGACGCGCGGAACUUUUGUCUAAAGGCUGCAGCCCUAAAUUUGUUAUCCGAGUACUGUACAAAGGUAUUUAAUUAAAAGUUUACUCAUUUUUCAGA